AUGGGUCCAUCCAUUGUGCAUCCUUAUUAUUCCAGAGCAACUCACGUAAACAACCCAAAAGAUAUCACAAUAACUACGCUAGUAACAAAUGAUCGUUUCCCUCUACUAAGCAGAUUAGCGUCCAGAUAUAAAGGACCCAUAUCAGCAGCGAUCCAUAUCAACGAUAAUAGCCAGAAAGAAGAGAUUUUAGCUGAACUUAAAGAGAUUAUCAGCAGUAAUUCUCAUGUCAGACGCUAUGUCGAUAUCCAUCUCAUCAUUGACAACUACGAUCGACAAUUGAACAUGUGGAGAAAUACCGCCAAACUUUACGCACGUACAGACUAUAUUAUGAUGCUCGACAUUGACUUUUAUUUGUGCACGGACUUCAGAAAUGAAAUACUGACUAAUGAUACCCUUCUGCAACUGCUCGACAAUGGCCAUAGUGCGCUCGUAAUCCCUGCAUUUGAAUAUAUCCUCCAAUCAGACGGCUUUGAUUACAGAACAUUUCCGAAAUCAAAAGAUGCUUUGCUGAAGGAAGUGCUGAAUGAAAAAAAACUGGAUAUGUUUCAUCGUAGCUGGAUCAAAGGUCACUCUGCUACCAACUACAGAAAAUGGUACGGAGCUGAUCAGGUAUAUAAGGUUGAUGAUUACGAUUUCUCGUACGAGCCCUAUGUGAUCUAUAAGCGAAAAGGCUCUCCUUGGUGUGAUGAACGGUUUAUUGGUUAUGGUGCAAAUAAAGCAGCAUGCUUAUAUGAGAUGUAUAUCUCGGGUAUUGACUAUUACGUUCUUCCUGACGACUUUUUAAUACAUCAAUCGCAUGAUUAUCCGGAAACAACUCGUCGAAAAGAGCGUUCAUUCAACCGAAAGAUUUACGCUAACUUUAGAGAAGAAAUUUGCCUUAGAUAUGCGCGUCAAUUUAUGGCCAACGGAGAGUGGGACACUUCGCUAGCAAAUAAUGCAAAGUCUGCAUGUGGCAGAAUCAAAGAGUUCAAUCAUGUAAUUAAGAAUAUUAAUCAAUAA
Molecule: messenger RNA, 999 nt
Organism: Mycotypha africana
Lineage: Eukaryota; Fungi; Mucoromycota; Mucoromycetes; Mucorales; Mycotyphaceae
Product: glycosyl-transferase for dystroglycan-domain-containing protein
Exons: 3
Coding region: 1-999 (332 amino acids)
Biological process (GO): protein O-linked glycosylation via mannose
Molecular function (GO): xylosyltransferase activity; glucuronosyltransferase activity
Source: RefSeq, a predicted model, not a curated record